Molecule: messenger RNA, 2121 nt
Organism: Solea solea (common sole)
Lineage: Eukaryota; Metazoa; Chordata; Actinopteri; Pleuronectiformes; Soleidae
Gene: gnmt
Product: glycine N-methyltransferase
Exons: 6
Coding region: 100-987 (295 amino acids)
Biological process (GO): S-adenosylmethionine metabolic process; one-carbon metabolic process; protein homotetramerization
Cellular component (GO): cytosol
Molecular function (GO): glycine N-methyltransferase activity; glycine binding; identical protein binding
Source: RefSeq, a predicted model, not a curated record
UCCGCCUCGUAUAAAUAAAAACAAGUCACACGCGAGCGGGUAGUUGAGCGACUGUGAUCCGUUACUGCUCCAUCUGAACCCGGCGCCAGCAGCACAAACAUGUCGGUCGACAGCGUGUUCAGGACCCGGUCUCUCGGAGUGGCCGCUGAGGGUCUCCCUGACCAGUAUGCCGACGGUAAAGCGGCCAAAGUGUGGCAGCUGUACAUCGGUGACACGAAGAGCCGGACGGAGGAGUACAAGAGCUGGGUGGUGUCUCUGCUGAAGGAGCGCGGCGUGCGGACGGUGCUGGACGUCGCCUGCGGAACAGGAGUGGACUCCAUCAUGCUGGUCGAGGAGGGCUUUAACAUGGUGAGCGUCGACGCCAGCGACAAAAUGCUCAAGUAUGCACUGAAAUCAAGGUGGGACAGAAGAAAAGAGCCUGCGUUUGAUCAGUGGGUUAUUGAAGAGGCCAACUGGCUCACGCUGCAACAAGAUAUCCACAAGCCAGCGGCUGGCUUUGAUGCCGUUAUCUGCCUCGGCAACUCAUUUGCCCAUUUACCAGACUUUAAAGGGGACCAGAGUGACCAAAAGCUGGCCCUUCACAACAUUGCCAGCAUGGUUAAACCAGGUGGGAUCCUCAUCAUUGACCAUCGUAACUACGACUACAUCUUGGAGACUGGAAAGGCCCCACAGGGCAAAAACAUGUACUACAAGAGUGAUCUCACUCAGGAUAUCACCACCUCAGUGCUGUGGGUCAACAGUAAGCCUCACAUGAUCACGCUGGACUACACCAUCCAGGUGCCUCAGUCUAAUCCUCAGGACUUUCCUGAAGUCAGUAACUUCCGUCUGUCGUACUACCCUCACCGUGUGGAGAGCUUCAGCAGCAUGUUGACCGAGGCCUUCAGCGGCAAAAUCAAGCACAGCGUCUACGGAGACUUCAAGACUUAUGUCCCCGGGCAGACUCAGGCUCCCUGUUACUUUGUCCAUGUGUGUCAGAAGACAGCCUGAGAGCCCUGCCAUCGCCCACCCCACCCCCCCACCCCACACACACACACACACACUCACACUCACACACACACACACACACACACACACACUCACUCUCAGUCAUAAAGGUUCUGGACUUUUUUAACGUGCUCAUAAAUGUUUAAAAAUGUUUCCUGUCAUAUAAAACCAGUGAAGACAGUCAUGUCCCUGAUGGACUGCAGACAGAACCGGCCUCUGAAGCUUUUUUCGAGCCACCAAAGGUUUUAAUUCCCUUUUAUAAAAGAUUUGAAACUGAAAAACCAAAGCAAACACUGAACCAGGAACGACUCAUAUUUGUCUAAAAUGAUCCUGAACAGACAAACACAACCCGUGUGCAAUGAUUCACACAGUGUUAAACAGAAUUUGUGCUUUUUACCGUGCGUUGCUCUGGGUUGAGACUCUGUGACCUCUGACCUCUGACCUCUGACCUCUGCGGUGAACGGUAAAGUUUCUGUAAAGUGCACAUUAGAAACACACGUGUUGAGUUUUGUUGACUCUUCACAGACACACACAGCGUGGUACAGUGCCUGUCACUCACCACUGAGGCACCAGUCAUUCAUUCACUCACUGCUGUCAGUCAAUCACACACGUGUCAAAUAGUUGAGUUUUUACAUCGAGACACAAACUUAACAAAGUGUCAGCAAUGCUGAUGUUUUUAAUAUCAGGACAGAAAAGCUUCAAACACUGAGAUAAACUUUACUUUGCUUGUUAUGAAGCUAAAAUGUGGGGUUUUUUCCUCUUGUUCACACUGGAAAUCCAUGUUUGCUUUUAACGCAGCUUCCUGCUCUCAGCCCCGUCAGUGUCAUUACUUCAUACAACUACCCUUCGAACCUGAACUGUCCCUUUAACUCUUCACUAAAACUCUUAAAUCCCCACCAGCUCCAGAGCUACAUGACCUUUGACCCGCUCUGAAUUUGGAGAUGAACAGAAACCUGAAAUCCAUGUUUAAUUGAUCUUUGUUCAAAGGGUUGACAGUAACACGAGUUUUAAAGCCUUAAACGUGUUCUGUUAAAUACUUUCAUCUGAACUCAGCUGUGAAUGUUUGCUUUUUAUAAUUAUUCUAAGAGUUUAUAAACUUUAUUGCUUUCAUGAUCAUUAAAACAUUGGUCGCCUUCA